Messenger RNA from Prunus mume (Japanese apricot), 1428 nucleotides. It is a transcript of the gene CKS, whose product is annotated as Nucleotide-diphospho-sugar transferases superfamily protein. NCBI's taxonomy places the organism in Eukaryota, Viridiplantae, Streptophyta, Magnoliopsida, Rosales, Rosaceae. The record is from RefSeq and is a predicted model, not a curated record. Gene Ontology annotation, molecular function: 3-deoxy-manno-octulosonate cytidylyltransferase activity. Gene Ontology annotation, cellular component: cytosol.
AAUAAUAAAUAAUAAAAAUCAAUCCGCUGUACCCCAGGUCAGUGAAGAAUUACAACAGAGCACCCAAAAAUCUACCAACGAAAAAACGCACCAAAGAUAACGACGGUGUCUCUCUCUCUGUCUCUCUCGGUUCACUCUGUUCAGUGAGAUCAACAUGAACCCCAUGUCGGUUUGCUCCUCGUCGUCGUCGUCGUCUGGGUCUUGGAGCAGCACCAAGGCAUGGAUCGUCCACGGAAUCGUCGCCGGAGUUGCAAUUGCGGUGGCAAUUGGCGCCCGGGUUUACUUGGGUCCGCCAAAGAAGUUUCGGAGCCGGGUCGUUGGUAUCAUCCCCGCCCGUUUCGCUUCUUCACGUUUCCAGGGCAAGCCUCUCGCUCAGAUCCUCGGAAAGCCCAUGAUCCAGAGAACAUGGGAAAGGGCAAAACUGGCAACUACACUGGAUCAUGUUGUUGUUGCGACAGACGAUGAGAAGAUUCGAGAAUGUUGUCGCAGUUUUGGAGCUGAUGUUGUAAUGACCUCAGAAUCCUGCAGGAAUGGUACUGAGCGUUGUUCUGAAGCAAUUCAAAAGCUUGAGAAGAAGUAUGAUAUAGUUGUCAAUAUUCAGGGGGAUGAGCCUCUUAUUGAACCUGAGAUAAUAGAUGGAAUUGUUAAAGCUUUGCAGGAAGCCCCAGAUGCAGUGUUUAGCACUGCAGUCACAUCAUUAAAACUAGAAGACGCAUUUGAUCCAAAUCGAGUGAAAUGUUUGGUUGACAAUUCUGGUUAUGCCAUCUAUUUUUCAAGGGGGUUGAUUCCAUUUAACAAGUCAGGCAAGGCCAAUCCACAGUUUCCCUAUAUGCUUCAUCUAGGAAUUCAGAGCUAUGAUACAAGGUUCCUAAAAAUAUAUCCUCAGCUUGAACCUACUCCUUUGCAACUAGAAGAGGAUCUGGAGCAGCUUAAAGUCCUUGAAAAUGGGUAUAAGAUGAAGGUGAUCAAGGUUGACCAUGAGGCUCAUGGUGUUGACGCCCCAGAAGAUGUUGAGAAGAUAGAAUCUCUAAUGCGCGAGAGGAACUUGUCUUAGAAAUUCCUAGUUUGUGGUAUAUCAGACCAUUAAAAAGCAAGUAAAUCUUUCAUAGACCCACACUUAAUGAUUGGAGUUACUAAGUUUAGUUAUAUGCGGGUUUGCUGGUAUGCUGCGUCAAGAGAAAGGAUAUGGAGAGGUAUAAAUUUAAUCUGUUACAAAUUCCCCUGUAUAUUAAAAGUGAUUUAUUUCUGAGUCAUUCCUUGUAGGGUUUUUGUCCACCCAUUGUCUGCUGUCCAUAGCCGAAAGUUUAGAGUUGUAUGUUAUUUAUGAGUUGUAUUCUAAUUUUGUUUCCUGCCCCUGAUUAUAAUGUGCAUCAGUAUGUAUUCUAUCUCUAUGUGUCAUAAUAGAAGGAUUAAUUUUGUUCACAUUUA